AUGGCGACGGAUUACUUGACGCGAAAGCACUCUGGGCUGAGUGACGGCAUCGGUUCCCCUACAUCGUCUCCCGGCCCCCAAGCGGUGAGGGGUAAUCCCCUUGCAGCCAAAGUCACGAGUGUCCUUUCGGCGUCCUACACGGAUUCUGAUAUCAGGGAUGCACUAAGUCUUUUGGACAAGCGCGGUAUUGAGAACGACGCUGAGACCCGGCGCCAUCUGAGACUAGACAUCCAGAAAGAAGUUAUUGAAAGUAAUGGCGACAUUAUACGCGAAUUCGGCCAAGUUGCAGAGCAACUUACCCGGAUUGGCGCUACCAUUGCAAGUCUUAAUCAGGGUUGUGAAGAGAUGAAGAAGCACAUCUCGGCUGCCCACCGAGAAACAGCUCCUGUACUUGAAGAGGCUUCCGAGCUUAUGAAGCAGAAGCAUCAAAUUGAAGCAAAACAGCAGCUCUUGAAUGCAUUCAAUUGUCAUUUUGUUAUGUCGGACGAUGAUAUAGCUACUCUCACAUCGACUGCUGAACCUGUAGAUGACAGGUACUUUGCAGUUUUAGCAAAGGCAAAAAUAAUCCAAAAUGACUGCGAGAUUCUGCUUGGUACGGAAAACCAACGCCUGGGUCUUGAAAUCAUGGAGCAGGUCUCGAAAAAUCUAAAUGGUGCCUUUCAGAAGCUGUACAGGUGGAUCCAGCGCGAGUUCAAAACUCUCAACCUAGAGAAUCCUCAAAUAAAUUCGUCAAUACGACGUGCACUCAGAGUUUUGGCUGAGCGUCCGACUCUUUUCCAAAGCUGUCUAGACUUUUUCGCCGAAGCACGAGAAAAUGUCCUCUCUGAUGCCUUUUACACUGCUUUAACUGGCACGUCGGUCACUGGCCAGGAGGAUACCUCGGUGAAGCCUAUUGAAUUGGCAGCUCACGAUCCACUGCGAUAUGUUGGAGACAUGUUAGCCUGGGUUCACUCUGCUACUGUCAGUGAGCGAGAGGCACUUGAGGUUUUGUUCAUAUCGGAAGGGGACGAAAUAGCCAAAGGUAUACAAGCUGGACGAGAGAGCGAACCCUGGAACCGCAUCUCGGAGGAUGAAGAUGAAACUAGUACCUUUGAUGGGCUUAAGGCUCUUAAUGAGCUGGUGGAUCGUGACGUUGCCGGGGUCGCCAGAGCGCUUCGUCAACGGAUUGGGCAAAUGAUCCAGAGUCACGAAGAAACGAUAAUGGCAUACAAGGUUGCAAACCUCCUCAACUUUUACCGCGUUAUGUUAUCCAAGCUGGUUGGCGAUGACUCCGUUCUUCUAGAGUCGCUAUCCAGUCUUGAAGAAUCCGCCAUGCGCCAGUUCCGGGUCUUGAUGCGUGAUUAUAUGGCUACUCUACCAACGGAUAUGCACAUUUCACCUAAUGACCUUGGCCCGCGUGAUUUCGUGCAAGAUGGCUUGAAGCAACUUACCGCUAUAAUGGAAACCUACGAUACGUCUUUUGCCUCCGUCAACAGCAAAGAGGCAGACUUCCAGCCAAUAUUGGCUGGAGCCUUCGACCCAUUUAUGAAAACAAGCGAAAAAAUCGCUCAAGAAUUGGAGCAGCCGGUACUCUCCAUAUUCUCGAUUAAUUAUCUUCUAGCUGCUCGCAACGCUUUGGCGCCAUUUGAAUUCACGAAGGGACGCGUCGUCGAAAUCCAGGAUAGUAUUGACCAGCAUGCGGCUAGACUGAUCGAGUAUCAAUACUCGUUUUUCCGCACAAACUCGGCACUGCAACCUCUGCUUCAGGCGUUGGCACCACUGUCAGAUACCCCAGAUGAUCUUAGAUCGAUCCGAUCCCUUGAAACAUUCCAGCCAGAGGUUCUCACUCAAGCAAGCCAAGCCUUGGAUGACUUCCUUCCAUCCGCCUUGAUGGACGCUACGGAGAAUCUGAAGCACCUGCAAGAUUCCCACCUAGCCCGUGAGAUAACCGAAACGGCCGCUGAGAGAUUCUGCGAUGAUUUUGAGCAGGUGGAGGAGAAGAUUAUUGCUGCAGACGAACUUUGGGAGCAGGAGGAAGAAGAGGGCAGUGGGGCAAUGACAGAACCCUUGCGUGCUUUGUUCCCCAGGACCAGUGGAGAAAUCAGGGUCUUACUAUCCUAA
Molecule: messenger RNA, 2100 nt
Organism: Venustampulla echinocandica
Lineage: Eukaryota; Fungi; Ascomycota; Leotiomycetes; Helotiales; Pleuroascaceae
Product: Oligomeric complex COG6
Exons: 2
Coding region: 1-2100 (699 amino acids)
Biological process (GO): intra-Golgi vesicle-mediated transport
Cellular component (GO): COG complex
Source: RefSeq, a predicted model, not a curated record